AUUACCGUUACCGCCGUACCUCUUUCUACAUCUGCUUUCCAAGAGGGAGCGGGAUAAAAGUGAACCAUAAUGACCUUGCAACCGCCGAAAAGUCAACUGUUUCGUACGUUGGACAACAUCAAGGACCUCGCCAAAGAUGCGCUCUGGGGUCUGUCGUCAUGUAUAUGCAAACCGGACUCGAGCAUCAAGAUAAACGGCCGAACAUUCAAGAUCAUCAAGGUUCUCGGAGAAGGCGGCUUUUCGUUCGUGUAUCUUGCACAGGAUGAGGCCAGUGGUCGAGAGUUUGCGCUCAAGAAGAUACGCUGUCCGACAGGUUCGGACGGGGUGAAGGAGGCCAUGCAAGAAGUUGAAGCGUACCGGCGGUUCAAGCACAAGAACAUCAUCCGCAUUCUGGACUCUGCCGUCGUGCAAGAUCCCGAAGGCGAGGGCAAGAUUGUCUACCUGUUCCUUCCCCUCUACAAGCGCGGCAACUUUCAGGACGCUAUCAACGCGCACUCCGCCGCGGGGACCCAUUUCUCCGAGAAAGAGAUGUUACGCCUCUUCAAGGGGGCAUGUGAGGCCGUACGCGCCAUGCACCAAUACCGGCCAUCUGCCCGUGGCGCGACCCAAGCUCGGCCUGCGGCGCGGUCUGCGGAUCCGGGCGGAGAAAUCUUGGAUCAUCCCGACCACGCAGACGACGACGGAGCCAGCGUGCCCCUGGUGGCAGCGCAGACGCGGGAGGAGGGUGAGCCGAUAUUCGACGAAGACGACGAUACGCAGACCAGUGCGUUGAACGGGGACGGAAACACCGAAGCAGGAAUCGUACCUUACGCGCAUCGAGACCUAAAACCUGGAAACGUGAUGAUCGCGGAUGACGGCGUUACGUCGAUCCUUAUGGACUUCGGCAGCGUGAUGAAAGCACGCGUCGCGAUCGAGAACAGGAAUCAGGCGUUGCUUCAGCAGGAUAUAGCCGCGGAGAAAAGUACGAUGGCAUACCGCGCUCCCGAGCUCUUCGAUGUCAAGACCGGCGUAACAAUCGACGAGAAGGUUGACAUUUGGUCACUAGGCUGUACGCUAUACGCUAUGGCCUACCUACAUUCGCCAUUCGAGAACCUGCAAACAACCGAACAGGGCGGUUCAAUCGCAAUGGCGGUCAUGAACGCGCAGUACAAGCAUCCACAGUCGUCGUAUUCGGACGGCUUGAAGAAACUGAUCGACAGUAUGUUGACGGUCGACCCAAGUAAGCGGCCCGAUAUCGACCAGGUCAUCGGGAUGGUCGACCGCUGUCUCCAAAGUGCGAGGUAACGACCUCGCUACUUGAUGCGACACGGACGCAUGGCAUGGAAUUUCGGUGGUCGUCCGAGGUGUAACCUAUGCCUGCUUGAUAUCCCCAGUAUCGUGAAGCUAUUUAUUGUAUGCGGAGCUCUCACGACAGGAAAGCAAGGCGAGACAACGAAACUCUGAGAAAUACGGAGGGACGGGAGGCAGCUCAUUCUUUCCGUGCUAGUUCCCGCCGUUUCACUAUUUUCCGAGGAAUUACAUGGUCCGCGUGGGCCUUCAAUGGCGGUUUCGCGGUCUCGAUGCGAGGUCUUUUUGGAGGUGCUGGAGAGGUCGAGUCGCCAGCCGGUUUUCGAGCUUUCCGCUCCGUACUGCGCUCCACGGGCGGUUUGGCGACUUUCGGUUUGACAGACGCCUUGCUCUUCUUCGCCGCUUUCGCUGGGGAGUGAAUGAUAUCAUUCGUUUUUCUUUGUGUGCUCGUCUUCUUCGGCGGAGACGAAGUCUGUGGUCGCUCCUGUUCCGGUUCGCUCCCCUCAGGGUCGGACACAUGCUCUGCAGACUUAUUCUCGGCUUUCUUAGCUAGCGCUUUCGCCUUCAUCUGCUUCUGUCUCGCCCGUUUUUGUUUUAUUUGCUCUUGCUUAGCUUUCCGCUUCAGUGCUCGAUUUGAAAGACCCUCCGGCUUCUCCGACUCCCCCUCCUCAAGCAUGUUCCCACGAGCUCCACCUGCGUUGAGUUCCGCUAGGAUCUCUCGAACGUCGCGGUCCGCUGAACCUUCCUCGGCAAUGGUCGUGAACCGGGAGAACCGUCUGACAUGGUGCUUGGACGUCCGGUGCACGUCGAUCAUGAUGCUGUUCUUCAAAAGCUUUCCCGGACACACUGCACACGCGGAAAUAUCGGGGGCUAGAGAAAUGGUGUAUAUGGGUUCGCGGAGGGCUUCAGACAGCGAUAUAGGUGCUGGCUCCUCGUCGGUGUCGGUGUCCUCAUCCUCGUGCUCUUCGUCUUCCUCCUCUCUACCCCUCUUCAUACCACGACGCGCGGAGGUAAGCAGUUCCUCCUCCCUCUCCUCUUCGGACCCAUCUUCGUUCUCCUCUCCGUUUUCUUCAGCUUCAUCAGAGUCCGAGUCUGACGCAGAUUCCUCGGAAUCGGUGUCCUGUAUGCCUAACAUUUCUUUUGCCUCAUCGUCUAAU
Messenger RNA from Punctularia strigosozonata HHB-11173 SS5, 2444 nucleotides. RefSeq names its product Pkinase-domain-containing protein. NCBI's taxonomy places the organism in Eukaryota, Fungi, Basidiomycota, Agaricomycetes, Corticiales, Punctulariaceae. The coding region runs from base 70 to 1284 and encodes 404 amino acids. The transcript has 11 exons. Gene Ontology annotation, cellular component: cytoplasm; Golgi apparatus. Gene Ontology annotation, molecular function: protein serine/threonine kinase activity; ATP binding. Gene Ontology annotation, biological process: regulation of vacuole fusion, non-autophagic; vacuolar protein processing; protein phosphorylation. The record is from RefSeq and is a predicted model, not a curated record.